AUGCAUUUUCUCCUUGAAUACUGCGGACAGAUCUGGGUUAACUCCCUCAGGAAUGAGGCUGUGAGACGUAUCCUCUCCCAGCCGAAGGAGUGGUUUGAGAAGGAAGACAAUAAAACGUCCAAUUUGACUAUGUGUCUGGAUCGUAACGCAGAGGAAAUGAGAAAUUUGGUUGGACGGUUCGCAGGAUUCAUAUUUGUUGCGACUGUGAUAAUGGUUAUAUGUAUUAUUUGGGGAAUUGUGGUGUGCUGGAAAUUAACUCUGGUCGGGUUUGCAUGUGUGCCAAUUGUUUAUUCUAUGACGAGGGCCUUCGAGCGCGUGAGCAUUCUUGCAUCUUCGCUCGGAUAUUCGACCAAGGACAUCCUCACAGUCUUUUCGCUCCUCCUCUUCAGCCUGUCGAACGUUAAUGCCGCGCUGGAAUUUGUGCCACAAAUCAGCUCAUCUCGAGACACUGCACGUCGAGUAUUGCGUUUAACUACACUCCCAAAAGGAUUUUCGCAUGAGGAUGAGGGCAAACUGGAAAUAUCCCAUCCAACACCCUUAAAAUUCACAAACGUGAAUUUCAGCUACCCAUCCCGCCCCAACAAGCUUGUCCUUCGAAACCUAAACUUAACACUGACGGAAAACUCCUGUAUCGCAAUUGUUGGUCCUUCCGGCUGCGGGAAGUCGACCCUAGCCUCCCUCCUCACUGCUUUAUACCCGGUAACAUCAUCUCAAAUCGGUGGCGCCAGUAUGUUAUCCGUCGGGGGCAAUGACAUCCAGAAAAUCCACACCCCUACCCUACGGUCCCUAAUCUCCAUCGUCCCCCAACAGCCCACCCUCUUCCCGUCCUCGGUCAAAGACAACAUAAGCUACGGACUUGACCCUUCAUCCCCUCUCAACACGAUCCACAACAUCCGCUCUGCCGCGCGGGCUGCGGGGAUCGAUGAAUUCAUCACUUCCCUCCCAGAAGGCUACGACACGAUAAUUGGCGACGGAGGUUUGUCCGUAUCCGGCGGCCAGGCGCAGCGUGUAGUCAUCGCGCGUGCACUCGUGCGGAAACCGCGUAUGCUCGUUUUGGACGAGGCCACUUCGAACCUUGACGUGCACAGCGCAGAGCAGAUUCGUCGCACAGUUAAGGAUUUGUUGAUGGGAAAUGGCGGGCAGCUGCUGACUGUGAUAAUCAUCACGCAUGCGGUGGAGAUGAUGGAGAUUGCGGAUAGGGUUGUUGUGGUUGAUAAGGGUUGUGUUGUUGAGGAAGGCCCCUUUUUAGAGUUAAUGGGGAAGGCGGGAGGAGAGUUAAGGAGGUUGGUUAUGUUGGAAGGAAAGGAUGGUUAUGAUUCUCAGUAA
Histoplasma mississippiense is the source of this 1326-nucleotide messenger RNA. RefSeq lists its product as hypothetical. Gene Ontology annotation, biological process: transmembrane transport. Gene Ontology annotation, molecular function: ABC-type transporter activity; ATP binding; ATP hydrolysis activity. NCBI's taxonomy places the organism in Eukaryota, Fungi, Ascomycota, Eurotiomycetes, Onygenales, Ajellomycetaceae. The record is from RefSeq and is a predicted model, not a curated record. The transcript is spliced from 3 exons. Gene Ontology annotation, cellular component: membrane. The coding region runs from base 1 to 1326 and encodes 441 amino acids.